AUGAAGGCUUUUCCAGAUGUUGACGAUCGUGGCCACGUGAUGGUAUUGGUGGCCUUGGGCAGGUUUGCCUCCUCAGCAUCACCCGUGGACUUGUACUUCCAAGGUAUUAGGUAUCUUCCAUCGAGCACCUUGUAA
Penicillium digitatum Pd1 is the source of this 135-nucleotide messenger RNA. NCBI's taxonomy places the organism in Eukaryota, Fungi, Ascomycota, Eurotiomycetes, Eurotiales, Aspergillaceae. The record is from RefSeq and is a predicted model, not a curated record.